ACAAGAAAGGAUCAAAGCUCUCUCGAAAUACAAAUCAUGUGGACUUCAGAAAUGAGGAGAAAUGCAGCCAUCUGAAAUGGUCAUGAACCCCAAACAAGUCUUCCUCUCGGUGCUGAUGUUUGGAGUAGCAGGGCUUCUCCUGUUCAUGUACUUGCAAGUCUGGAUUGAAGAGCAACAUACAGGGAGAAUGGAGAAGAAAAGAGAACAAAAAGCAACUUCAGGAUGGGAGCCGGUAAAUUACCCGCAGCCUAUACCCAGAAUCAUGACUAGAGAACACAUCCAGAAAUAUAUCACCGACCAGAACCUUAAGUUCCACAUCACUGAGGAUCCCAAGGGAAAAAAGGAGAAUCUUUUGCUCAACUCUGAGAGGCCAGCGAGGGUCUUAACCAAGACCAGCCACUCACAAGGAGAGGAUCGAGCUUUGGGGAAGACCACAGGGCCACCAACAAUUAAGCUGAUUGAAAAACAUCCCGGAACUAGGACUGUUUUCAAGAAGUUCAGUGAAAUGAAGUGGCCGUUGGAUGUACACCCUUUAAACAAAAGUUUAAUCAAAGACAACAAAUGGAAGGAAACGGAUGUGGCCCAAGAGAAACGCAGGUCUUUCCUUCAGGAGUUUUGCAAAAAAUAUGGUGGGGUGAGUCGUCCUCAGUCACAUCUUUUUCACAUGGUAUCCAGGAUCUAUGUGGAAGAUAAACACAAAAUCUUAUAUUGUGAAGUACCCAAGGCUGGCUGUUCCAACUGGAAGAGAAUUCUGAUGGUACUAAGUGGGUUGGCUUCCUCUGCGUACAACAUCUCCCAUGAUGCUGUUCACUACGGGAAGCAUUUGAAAAAACUAGAUAGCUUUGACUUAAAAGGGAUAUAUACUCGUUUGAAUACCUACACCAAAGCUAUUUUUGUUCGUGAUCCCAUGGAAAGAUUAGUGUCAGCAUUUAGGGACAAAUUUGAACACCCCAAUAGCUAUUACCAUCCGGUAUUUGGGAAAGCAAUUAUAAAGAAAUACCGGCCAAAUGCCUGUGAAGAAGCAUUAAAUGAUGGAUCUGGAGUCAAAUUCAAAGAGUUCGUCCACUAUUUGCUGGAUUCCCACCGUCCAGUAGGAAUGGACAUUCACUGGGAAAGGGUCAGCAAACUCUGCUAUCCGUGUUUGAUCAACUAUGAUUAUGUAGGGAAAUUCGAAACUUUGGAAGAAGAUGCCAAUUACUUUCUACAGCUAAUUGGUGCUCCAAAAGAGCUUAAAUUUCCCAACUUUAAGGAUAGGCACUCUUCUGAUGAAAGAACCAAUGCUCAGGUUGUGAGACAAUAUUUAAAGGAUCUGACUCGAACUGAGAGACAAUUAAUCUAUGACUUUUAUGACUUGGACUACUUGAUGUUUAAUUAUACAACUCCGUUUUUGUAGUUUGCAUUAAUCUUCUAAAACCCUGUAUUUACUUCAUGAUGAUGGCCUCAAAUCAGCUGUGAUUUUCCUGCAGUUCUCUGUAUGAGAGAGAAUUUAACUAAGUACAGUUGUCUUGACUUAAUGAUUUUACCAAAUAGUAUGACACCAAUUGGCACAAAGUUAUAGGAAAAUUACCUUACAGAGACAUGUAAACAACUUGAGUUGCUCUAGAAUGUCUGGAAAAUAGCUGCUUUUGCAUUAUGGAUUAUAUUAUAGAAGCAAUAACCUAGCCAGCUGCUACAUUAGCUUCAAAAGCCUCUUGCAGUGAUAGGAAAAGGGAUCUAAAAUAGCAUGAGUAUAUGUCUACAUCCUGGAAUUUGUUGUCGA
Messenger RNA from Hyaena hyaena (striped hyena), 1759 nucleotides. It is a transcript of the gene CHST9, whose product is annotated as carbohydrate sulfotransferase 9. The transcript has 5 exons. NCBI's taxonomy places the organism in Eukaryota, Metazoa, Chordata, Mammalia, Carnivora, Hyaenidae. The record is from RefSeq and is a predicted model, not a curated record. Gene Ontology annotation, biological process: carbohydrate biosynthetic process; proteoglycan biosynthetic process. Gene Ontology annotation, cellular component: membrane. Gene Ontology annotation, molecular function: sulfotransferase activity. The coding region runs from base 62 to 1393 and encodes 443 amino acids.